UGGCAACCCACAGGCUCCAGUCCAGUUCCCUGUUGGUGUGAGGUUGUACAAUGAAGGCGCGAUGGCUGCUUGCAGUAAUAUGGAUGAGAAUGACCAACUUGACAGCCGCUCUUCAUGAUGGCUCUGCUUUCCUGAACGCUUUCUUUGCCAAAACACAGUAAUCUCCCUGUUUCAUCCCAUCUGUAAAGGCCAAGUGUUGUGUUUGCCUCAAUCUGCUAGCCCCGUGCUAUGAUUCUAUCCACAUCAACUCUCUUUAAUUGACCAAACCGAUAUCACUCAUAACAUGGCCAUCUCACAGUUUCGCCUUUUUAAGAUAUGCACCUGCUUGGCAUCUAUUCUCUCAUUCUUGAAAAGAUUGAUUUGUAGGACUGGAAGGUCCCGCAAGCUGAGUGGGGAUCAGAUCAGCCUCCCGACCACAGUUGAUUAUUCCUCUGGGGCAAAACAGCCAGAGAUUGAGGAUUGGAGCUCAUGGGACGAGGAAGCUCCAACAAGUAUUAAAAUUGAAGGUGGCAAUGGGAUGGUUCCACCUCCACAGAAUGGAGAUGAAGAAGAAGAGCCAGACUACUUCAAAGACAUGGCUCCCACCAUCAGGAAAACACAAAAGAUUGUGUUGAAGAAAAGGGAACCUCUGAAUUUCUCUAUGCCAGACAGCUCCUCAGGUUUCUCCAGCCGACUAGCAGCCAGUCAGGACAUGUCCUUCAUCCAGCCCUCUGCGGAGCUGGGGGACAUGGACACCUGGCAGGAGGACAGCAAUGCCUGGGAGGAUGAUGCAGAUGCAGCCUGGGAGGCAGAGGAUGUGCUGAGGCAGCAGAAGCUGGCUGAGAGAGAGAGACGUGCAAUAGAGCAACAGAGGAAGAAAAUGGAAAAAGAGGCACAGAGAAUGAUGAAAAAAGAGCAGAAGAUUGCUGUCAAGCUUUCCUAACAUUAAUACAGCACACCGGACACUCAAAGCAACAGCCAAACAACUGCUCAUAUUACAUUUGACCUGGUUUUGUCCUGCCUGCCACACUGCUGUCCAUCUUGGGGAUUUUUUGUUUUUGUUUGUUUCUUCAGGUUUUCUUUUUGUAUUGGAUUGAACACAGCACCAAGACUCGUCCCUCUUGUUUAUUUUUGAGCUAUUGGGACUGUUCUUACGGUGCAGUCGAUAAAAGAAAAAUGAAAUGUUUUUUCUUUCUUUCAGUAUUUCUAUCACUUGAAUGAUUUCGUGAAGAACCAUUUUAGUUCAGGAAUUCUGUUCAUUUUUGAUUUAGCUUUUUUGCCUCCCUUUUUUGCCUUUUUCUUCAUCAAAGUCUUGUGUCUGUGCUUUAAACACCGGACCUCUCCAGAAAUGGGUGAUAUCUCAAUAUUUCAAAAGAAUCAAAUUUAUGCAACCUUGGGUUUUUGCUCCUCACAUUCUUUUUAGCCGUCUAUCUUAUCUGUUGCAAUUAUUUUUACCUGGAAAUGAUGGGUUUAAUUGUGAAUAAUCCUUAUAUUUUGAGUCAUCUGGUUAAUUGUCUGUGGGAAUAGAGAGCAGAGAUAUUCAGUAUGUACCGAGGAUCGAAGAGAGUGCUUUUAAGAGAUGUGGGUUGGUCGUCAUGGAAACGUUGAACUUUUUAAAAUAUCCAAAUUGGCAACUAAACCAUCUUUUAUUUUUAGUAAGGCUGUGUUACCGAGAAGAGCAAUGACUAAGAGAAAAGCAUUCACUGUUUGUUCUUUAGCUAUUAAAGAAUUUCUUAUUGUAGAAAUUGAUCAUGUUUAUUGAUAGAAUGAGGAGGAGGAGGAGGAUGGUGCUGAUGCUGAAAUUAAGCUCUGCAUGCUGUGAUGAUUAUUAAGGAACGUGAAGCCAUGAGAGCCCCAGGUACAGAUAACAAUGGAAAAACUGAAUAAAAUCACACCUUUUGCUAUGAUUUAUGUUUUCCAUUUGUGCAUGCUCAUCCCUUUUUAAGUUGUUUUUACAUUUUUUUUUUCACAGUGCAGCCUUAGCUGUAAUAAACAUUUUGGUUAUCUGUUCA
Carassius gibelio (silver crucian carp) is the source of this 1991-nucleotide messenger RNA. Its product is annotated as receptor-binding cancer antigen expressed on SiSo cells. Bases 284 to 922 code for a protein of 212 amino acids. The record is from RefSeq and is a predicted model, not a curated record. NCBI's taxonomy places the organism in Eukaryota, Metazoa, Chordata, Actinopteri, Cypriniformes, Cyprinidae. Gene Ontology annotation, cellular component: secretory granule. The transcript is spliced from 7 exons.